This is a messenger RNA of Gastrolobium bilobum, 1781 nucleotides long. RefSeq lists its product as uncharacterized. The record is from RefSeq and is a predicted model, not a curated record. Gene Ontology annotation, molecular function: ATP binding; protein kinase activity. Lineage: Eukaryota; Viridiplantae; Streptophyta; Magnoliopsida; Fabales; Fabaceae. Gene Ontology annotation, biological process: protein phosphorylation. The transcript is spliced from 3 exons. Bases 1 to 1734 code for a protein of 577 amino acids.
AUGGCUGCAGCGUUGGAAUGCUGGUCGAGCCGUGGCGGCAACAACGACGAGGACAUGGUGGAGCAGGUUCUCAUGCAGAGAUCAGAAGGUCCAACGGUUCAAGCGAAGGACUCAUCUUUGGUUCAGAAGAAGCUUCAGAAGCUCACACGCAACGUUUCCGAGGCCAUAGCAUCAAUCAAGAACACCCUCAACCUUAACAUGAACACCAACCUCGACUCUUCGAAACUCGAUGCUUCUCGCAAUGUCGUGUGGGGAACCGUUGUUCGUAACCUCACACAGCUUUACCCUGGUAGCCAGCUCCCCGAGAAGCUCAUGUCCAACAUUCGCAAGCACUAUGAUUCCUUGCCUCUCAGUUAUUCUCAGGCGGGGUUUGAUGUGAAAGAUGUGUUUCUUCACAUGAAGCUGAUGGAGCAAGCUAUGGAAGAUGAACAGGCUGCGAUUUUGAUUCAGGAGGAGUGUGAUGGUGAGAUUCAGCUUCAGGGGUCUUUGUUCAAGUUGACAUUUGCUUGCAACUCUCCAAUAUCGUGGCCUGCUAUGUCGGGUGCGUUGGAUAGUUCCUCUAUUUGCUGCAAGAAGAUUCAGAUCUUUGAGAAGAAAGGUUUAACCCUUGGUAUUGUUCUUCUUCUUGUUCUGUCUGGGGCUGGCCAAGAUAAGUUGGUCAGGACCCGGGUUGAAAAUGCUCUAAAGUUUGCCAUGAAGAAGCCUAAAACCAGUGCUGUGAAGCUUCCCUUUGGGCUUUGCGGUUGUCAAGAGGAGAACUCCAAAGGGAGAGAACCUGGAGAGAUUGAAGAAGAUGGCGGCAAUGCGUACUUUGGAAAUGGGUUUGAGAGUUUGAGCCAAAAGAUUCAGCUUCAGGUGCCCUUGCCUAGUUCUUCUUUUCUUGUAUCAGUAGAUGAAUGGCAGACUAUUCAGUCAGGUGGAAAUGAGUUGGAAAAAUGGUUGUUGAACUCAGAUAGUCUUGAGUUUACAGAACAGAUUGGACCUAAUUCGUAUAAGGGCACCUACAUGGGGAAAAGGGUUGGCAUUGAGAAGCUUAGAGGGUGUGACAAAGGGAACUCUUAUGAGUUUGAGCUCAGGAAAGAUCUGCUAGAACUGAUGACUUGUGGGCAUAGAAAUAUUAUGCAAUUUUGUGGUGUUUGUGUAGAUGAAAAUCAUGGGUUAUGUGUAGUGAUGAAAUUCAUGGAAGGUGGAUCUGUUCAUGAUUUAAUGUUAAAGAACAAGAAGCUUCAGAGUAAGGAUAUUGUAAGAAUUGCAGUUGAUGUGGCUGAGGGGAUCAAGUUUAUGAAUGAUCAUGGUGUUGCAUGCAGAGACCUUAAUACACAGAGAAUUCUGUUGGAUAAGCAUGGGAAUGCUUGCUUGGGAGAUAUGGGUAUAGUCACUGCCUGCAAGAGUGUCGGAGAGGCAAUGGAUUAUGAAACUGAUGGUUAUCGGUGGCUAGCUCCAGAGGUUAUUGCGGGUGACCCAGAGAGCGUGACAGAGACAUGGAUGAGUAAUGUUUAUAGUUUUGGCAUGGUGAUUUGGGAGAUGGUAACAGGUGAAGCAGCCUAUUCUGCAUAUUCACCUGUGCAGGCAGCAGUAGGCAUAGCUGCUUGUGGCCUCAGACCUGAGAUCCCCAAGGAUUGCCCACAAACUCUAAAAACUAUUAUGACAAAGUGCUGGAACAACACCCCUUCAAAACGCCCCCAGUUCUCUGAAAUUUUAGCUAUAUUGCUGCGACCAAACAACAAUAGGUAAAUUUUUAUAGGUCUUUGUGGAAUCUAAUCUGUUGAUAGUAAUUUAUA